Spodoptera exigua (beet armyworm) is the source of this 971-nucleotide messenger RNA. Lineage: Eukaryota; Metazoa; Arthropoda; Insecta; Lepidoptera; Noctuidae. The record is from the annotation of a GenBank genome assembly.
CUUAGAUAAAGGGGAAAUAAAACCAGGCCCCGUGCCGAAACACAUGGGAUGGCUGUACACCGCCAGAGAUGCCCCUGAACAUCAAUUGAGAUGCGGCUGGCGCCCAGGUCACAUCUCCUGCCCGGUUCUCAGAAAAAUCGAGGCGCAUAAUUGCGUUAAAACGGGCGAAUGCACCCCGUCCCCUUCAAUAUGUGCGCGGCCGACAUGUUCUAAACCAUGUUGCAUACCUCCCAAGUGCGUUACCGUCUGCCCAUCUACCCCGUCUUGCUGCAAGCAACAGCAACCUCCAUGUGGACAAGCGCUCAUAAGAAUAGUCAGACAUGGUGGAAACUACAGUAUCUGCACCAAACCGUCUAACAUUAGCAAUGCACCCUCGGGGCCUUACCCGCUGAAGUAUGUUCUAAACAUCGAUGAUGAGGAACCUGAACCAUCGGGUCCAAAUCCUCCACCGCCAACUAAAUACAGCGUGGAAGCCAAAUUUAAUGACUACCACUUUGAUUAUACUAGUUCGCAGUCAUCUUUUGUACUCGAUUUCUCACCACCUGAACAACGCUGUUAUAAACCAUGUCCUAAAAGGAGCAUAGUAUGCAUGUUAUGCAAGACAGACAAAUAAUAAUUUUAAAAACAUAUCUAAAAUAAUCAAAUCUGAACAUUAAAUCAAUCUAACGUGAUAAACAAGAAAGGAUAUUGGCAGAGUGCGAGAGAUUUAAAAAUAUUAAUCUUAUAUAUAACUAACAUACAUCACAAUGAACAUCUUAUAUGUUUUGGUUUGGCUAAAGUAUUUAAAAUAUCGGAUGAAGAGAAUAGUCUUACAAACUAUAUUGCAAACUCAUUGAUGAAGAUGGUCAUGUAGAGUAGGUAAGGUACAUCGGCGUAGUGUAUAACGUCGAUGGUAUCUAAGAUUAAUUUCAUUCAUUAGUCUUAAUUUCUAUCUAAGGUACCUUUUUUUUAAACUUUCUUACGCCAUUAAA